Microplitis mediator is the source of this 2553-nucleotide messenger RNA. RefSeq names its product programmed cell death protein 2-like (gene trus). Gene Ontology annotation, cellular component: cytoplasm. The coding region runs from base 148 to 1416 and encodes 422 amino acids. The transcript has 3 exons. Lineage: Eukaryota; Metazoa; Arthropoda; Insecta; Hymenoptera; Braconidae. The record is from RefSeq and is a predicted model, not a curated record.
GCAUUGCUGAGCACUGGGUUUUUGUUUCAGUACCCAGUCAAGUCAAGUGAGCUAAUUGCUUAUUACAGCGUGUUGAUAUAUAUAUCUAUUUAUUACAAAUAAACAAUCACUGGGUUAUUAUUUAAUUUAAAUAAUAGUAUUUAUUAAAUGGCUUAUAAAAACAGAUCAAGAGUACAAUUGGGAUACGAGGAUGAAUAUAUCAGUGAAAAACAUCGAUCGGUUAUUAAUUUUGCCACUAAUAAGAUUGGUGGUAAACCGGACCCGCAUAAAACGGAGGGAAGUUUACCAGCGCCAGUAUGUAAAUUAUGUGGAUUAAAUCAAUUAUUAGUAGUACAAAUUUAUGCACCAUUAGAUAAUUCAAAGUAUCAUAGGACAUUGUAUAUAUUUACGUGUAUAAAUCCUAAUUGCUGGAAUCAAAACGAGAGCUGGACGUGUUUGAGAGUCCAGUCAUUGGAGGAAAAAAGUAUAAAUGAGACGGCGAUACAGUCGUCAGUAACUCCGCCGACGACUAGCUGGUUGUCGCAAGCUGAUGACUGGGGAGAUGAUGGUAAUGACAAUGUGUGUGAAAAAAAUGGCAACAACAUGCUGAUGAAUGACACCACUGACAAGUUACAUCUUUUUAUGAGCACGUCUAUUGACGAUUCACUAAAUGACGACUUAUCGAACCUGAGAGUUGAUGAUCCGAAUGCCAACAGUCCAGCUAGUGUUGAGUCACCGGUUGGUGGAGCUGUUGGGAGACUGGAUUCUCCGCAAGCUUCUGCUGAAAUAGAGGGUGAAGAAGGCGAAGUUGUGUCUAUUGACACUCCGACUCAGCCGCAGUGCAAUCUGAUGGAGCUCUUCCACGGGGUCACUCCUCACCCGCUGCAGCACUCAGAUAUCGAGGCCCCCAUCGAUCUCUCCUUCGUUGAAAUGUUCAUUGGAGUCGACGAAGAAGACUUGUCACCGGAAAUAAAUCAGCAUGUCAGAGAUCUUGUUCUUCAGUACCAGAGCUGCAACCCGACUGAUUUGUUCAAUGACCGGGAGUCAGAUCCUCAGGCAAAUGAUAAUAAAGGAAUGGAAGAAAAAUAUGAAAAGAGUAUACCUAAACAUGGUGACGAAAUGUUUCAUAACUUUGACAGCCGCAUUAAAAGAAAUCCUGGACAAUUAUUACGAUAUUGUCGCGACAAUUCAGCAGCAUUGUUACUGUAUCCAUUAGGAUCAAAUAUAGAGCCAUGCAAAUACUGCGGAGCUGAAAGAAUUUUCGAAUUACAAAUCUUGUCAACAAUAAUACCUAAAUUAAAACUGGUACCAUGCAGAGAACGCGACUUCGAGAUAGACUUUGGUACAGUAUUAAUUUUUACCUGUUCAGCCAGCUGCUGGUCUGCCAACGAUACGUACAAAGAGGAAUAUGUGAUCGUUCAAGCUGAACGUUUAUAGUAAUUAAGCCAAAAGAGAUAAAAAAAAAACAUAAUAUUAAUAAUUAGUCAAUAUUCCAAUUCGUCGAUAAUUCCAUAAUGAUAAAUAAUUAGCAUUUAUUUUUUUUUAACUAUCGCAGACUUCCGUCCGCUCAAUUAGAUAUACAGCUCUCAUCUUUAUUUAUUUUUAUCAAAUCAAUAUCCACUAGAUUUAUUAAUUAAAUAGAUUAUUUAACAGACGUAGUAAAAAUAGGGUAGAAGUAGCAUUUGGUGCCACUGAUACAUUUUUGGAUAUUUAUUGCACGACUCAUGAUGCGAAGCAUCAGAGUGUGCUUUACGAUCGAAAAAUUUUUUUCGCCUCACUUUUUAAUACUUUAUUUUAAUGAUCCUGAUGUUUGUAGACAAUUAAAAAUUUUGAUUUUUUUAAAACAUAUUAAUUAAAAAAAAACUAAACUAAAAAUAUGCACAUGUUGAAAAUUAAAAAAGCUAUAGGUGCAAUUUUUUGAAAUAUUUUUUUUUUUCAUAAUUUAUAGUUUCUAGAAAAAUCCAAAAAUUAUUAGACGUCGGCUAACUCCAGUGUCAUUUAUUUUAAUUACUAAAAAAGUAUAAAUUAAAAUUUCUAUUUUAAUAGUGGGAUGAAAGUACUUGAAAAAAUUUCAAAAAUUAAUUGUCAUUGCGUCUUACAAAUUAUUCUAUUUUAAUUUUUUGUGUCCAAAACUGGGCCAAAGUUGCACCUCUACCCUAUACUGCGUACUUAAUAUACCGAAAGUUCAAAUUUAUGCUAAAAUUUAUUUGAUAAAUCGCAACUGCUGCUACUAUUAGCUUGUCGAUUGAUUUAUCAACAGUACUUGAAGAUUUUAAAUGUAAAUAGCUGAAUAAAGUCAUCCAUAUUUGUAUUUUAAAAAUACAUUUUAGAAAAAUGACGCUUUUUUGAGAAUUCUAUACAAAAAAUCAAUAUAUCAAUUUACAAUAAAUGUGAAAUAAAUAUGCUAACUAGUUGUUCGCAUUUGAAAAUAUAAAUAAAUUUAUCUUGGGCGGAUAUCAGAUUCUUAAUGUCUUCUUACAGUCGGCCCUAGUGAUACUUAAUUGUUGUUGGUCGACUACUGAAAGACAAAAACUAAUCAAUUAAUUAAAUAAUUAAAUAAAAAUAAUAAUUAAA